UUGAUUCUAGACCGAACCUUAGUGUCAAAACAAUCAAGUGUACCCGACAAUUUUACUAUGAGAAUCUAGGGGAUCCACCGCAUUUAGAUUCUAGAUCCAACGGUAGUGUCGACACAAUUAGUUCCCCCUCAAACAUAGCUACCCUUUACUGGAAGGCGCUCAGUCUUGUGGGCGUAACGUUACCAGCAAAUUUUCUGGUUAUUUGCAGUACCAUUACUGUGGGUGACAUCCGUUACCCCUGAAAUCUACCCCAACAAUGGCUGCCUCAGCUAAUUGCAUAGAUGUAUUUUGGCACGAUGGAAUGAUGAGCCACGACACUGGAAAAGGCGUAUUCGACACUGGAAUGGACCCUGGUUUUCUUGACGUUUUAGAAAAACACCCGGAGAACUCGGACAGAGUCAAGAACAUGUUGUCUAUUCUCCAAAGAGGACCCAUAUCUCCUUUCAUCUCUUGGCACUCUGGACGACCUGCUCUCUCCUCUGAAUUGCUUUCUUUUCACACCCAGGAAUACAUAGAUGAACUAAUUGAGGCAGAUAAAGCUGGUGGGAAGGCGGUCUGUACUGGAACUUUCCUGAACCCUGGCUCAUGGGAUGCUGCCCUUCUUGCUGCAGGUACUACGUUAUCAGCAAUGAAGCAUAUCCUUGAUGGGCAUGGAAAAAUUGCUUAUGCAUUGGUGAGGCCUCCCGGCCAUCAUGCUCAGCCUACUCAAGCUGAUGGAUACUGCUUUCUCAAUAAUGCUGGUUUAGCAGUACAGUUGGCUUUAGAUUCUGGGUGUGCAAAAGUGGUUGUUAUAGACAUUGAUGUUCAUUAUGGAAAUGGGACGGCUGAGGGGUUUUAUCAAUCUAAUGAAGUUCUUACAAUCUCCCUUCAUAUGAAUCAUGGCUCUUGGGGUCCUUCUCAUCCACAGAAUGGAUCUAUUGAUGAGCUUGGUGAAGGUGAAGGGUUUGGCUAUAAUUUAAAUAUACCUCUACCGAAUGGGACAGGGGACAGGGGAUAUGCAUAUGCCAUGACCGAGUUAGUUGUCCCAGCUAUUCAGAAGUUUGAGCCUGAUAUGCUAGUUUUGGUUGUUGGCCAGGAUUCAAGUGCUUUUGAUCCAAAUGGAAGGCAAUGCUUGACAAUGGAUGGUUAUAGAGAGAUUGGAAAGAUAGUUCAUAACCUAGCAACUAGGCACAGUGGUGGUCGGCUCCUUAUUGUGCAAGAAGGUGGAUAUCAUGUUACUUACUCAGCCUAUUGUCUUCAUGCAACACUUGAAGGUGUGCUUGACCUUCCACUUCCUCUGUUGCCUGAUCCCAUUGCAUAUUACCCUGAGGAUGAAGCUUUUUCUGUAAAAGUUAUCGAAUCCAUUAAACAGUACCAAAAAGAUGUCAUACCAUUUUUGAAGGGAACUUGAUUGGAGGAAAUUUCUGCAGCUCAUUGGAAGUUUGUAAUUUUCUAUUGAUGAAUAGGUUAAUACUUCUUACAAUAGACAAUUGAUUUAAAAUUGAUAGGGAAUGUUACUUUACUGCUUUGUUUUCUUGUUUUUGCGGAAGUUGCUAGAAAAGCUUAUUUAUGGAAGUUGAUGUUGGACAAAUUUGCUAAGAGAUCUUGAAUCAUAAAUUCUUGUAGAAAUCUUACUUUA
Messenger RNA from Mangifera indica (mango), 1618 nucleotides. Its product is annotated as histone deacetylase 8-like. The record is from RefSeq and is a predicted model, not a curated record. NCBI's taxonomy places the organism in Eukaryota, Viridiplantae, Streptophyta, Magnoliopsida, Sapindales, Anacardiaceae.